Messenger RNA from Nymphaea colorata (pocket water lily), 552 nucleotides. RefSeq lists its product as uncharacterized. The transcript has 2 exons. Lineage: Eukaryota; Viridiplantae; Streptophyta; Magnoliopsida; Nymphaeales; Nymphaeaceae. The record is from RefSeq and is a predicted model, not a curated record. Bases 1 to 552 code for a protein of 183 amino acids.
AUGGUCAGUAACCAGAGGAGCAAUGCAUCUCCUUCAGGAGACACUACUACGCCACUUCAGGAGAAGGCACCAUCGGUGUCGUACCAACAGUUUAUGACAAUGCAGCCGCCUGUCUUUACAGAAAAAGGCAAUCCAGAUAAGGCAAAAGAAUGGAUUGAGGAAGUUGAACGCAUCUUUGGGCUUUUGAAGAUGCCAGAAGAAGACAAAGUGAACUAUGGCUCUUAUCUGUUGAAGGGUGAUGCCAAGAAUUGGUGGCAAUCGACUAGUGAGAUCCGAGACAAGAAAAUGCAACAGUUUCUUGAUUUGCAGCAAAAUCAGCUGAGCCUGGAAGAAUACAUUACGAAAUAUCGACACUUGGAGGUGUAUUGCCCGCACCUCUAUACUACUGAUCAGGCCAGAGCAGGCAAGCUUGUGCGCGGGCUGCGGGAUGGACUGCGAAGCAAAGUCUUGACAAGCAGACCUUGUGACUUGGACGAGGCGGUCACCAUGGCAAGAUGCAUAGAAGAGGACUGUGCAAGGUCACAGAAGGAUCACCACAAGAAGGCAGGCUAA